This is a messenger RNA of Xenia sp. Carnegie-2017, 998 nucleotides long. RefSeq names its product protein STPG4-like. Lineage: Eukaryota; Metazoa; Cnidaria; Anthozoa; Malacalcyonacea; Xeniidae. Gene Ontology annotation, biological process: epigenetic programing of male pronucleus. The record is from RefSeq and is a predicted model, not a curated record. Gene Ontology annotation, molecular function: chromatin binding; histone binding. The transcript has 7 exons. Gene Ontology annotation, cellular component: female pronucleus; male pronucleus; germinal vesicle. The coding region runs from base 91 to 870 and encodes 259 amino acids.
UAAUAGCAUCAGUAACAGUGUGUAAACAAAUGUUGCUAUGCAAUUAUACUACAGAGCUUUUACUGCAAUUUAUGAAAGAACUAUAUGUAAAUGGCAAAUGUAACAGUACGUAUCUCUCGUAACAGAUCAAAGCACUCUCAAACUCCACUAUCAACGGCUAAGUCUGCGAAUGACGGUCGACAUAGUCGUCGUAGUGAAUUUGGGGAUAAUAUAUCUGAUAGAGGUGAAUGGUGGAGAGUUACUUUGAAGGACACGCCUAAUCCUGGAACAUAUGAAGUUGUUGACUUUAUCAACGAACUAAACAAGAAGGUCGUUCCUCAGUCGUAUACGUUCAAAGAUCAGGGACGACAGAAAAAUGUAGAUCCAUCACGAAAAGGCUCUGUGCUUAUGCCAGGACAAUAUAAGUAUCAAACGUUUGUCGAUGAUUUGAAAAAUAAGCAAUGCCAUGCCAGUUUCAAAGGACCUAAAAGAUUUCGUGGUCCCGGGAUAUCAGGUCUUAUUGACAAGGAUCUCUUUCAAAGUGACGUGAGCCCUUUCAGCUAUGAUAAAGAAUACAACAUUGACAAAAAACAUGCUUCAAAAUACGCAAUUUUCAGAUCCAAAGUUUCAAGAUUUCCGACUGUUUACUUCAAGCCAAGAUUAGGCCCAGCACCAGGAGAGUAUGAAACUUCGAAGUCAAGGUGUCCUCCUCCGGCAAUCACAUCUUCAUUCAAGUCAAGAACACCUCGUUUUCAGAAAGUUCAUUACUUGAAUACUCCAGGCCCUGGAAGUUACGCAAAGACCUACCAAACUCCAAUGCCUAACACAAUCAAGAGGAUGGGAAGAAAUUAUGGUUUGUUUUUUAGCUGUGGCGAGGAUGGCAAAUACUAAAGAGACAGAAACAUGAAGAAAGAGGAAAGAUGCGUUCAUAUUACUAACAUAUAUUUUGUAAAUUUAUGUCGAAGUUGAAUUAUCUAGGAAUGCAGCUAAUUAAAAAAAAAAAAAUUAUGUGAUAGUAA